This is a messenger RNA of Angiostrongylus costaricensis, 4008 nucleotides long. The record is from the annotation of a GenBank genome assembly. NCBI's taxonomy places the organism in Eukaryota, Metazoa, Nematoda, Chromadorea, Rhabditida, Metastrongylidae.
AUGGAAUUGGGAGCUAAUUUGAACUUAAGCGGUAUUUCACCUAACACUGUUGGUGUGGAAGCAGAUCAGGACGAGGAUUACCACGUAGACAGCAUUUCGGUUCCGAGAAUGAAGAGCAACGGUGGUCAACCGAAAUCCGUUCAUCGUUCCGGUUUGUGUUCCGCUUAUGAAUUCAGUAGUUUCGGUCAUUUUCAUAUCUUUGAAAUUCAUUUCUGUCAACAGUUUAAUGAAUUUGACUUCUCCAAACUGCCACCGGAGUAUGACACCACGUCUGUUGCUGUCCUGGAAUGUCUUAAAUGUGAUGCAGCAGACUUUGCGUUCAAGAACGAGAUCGGCGAGAAAGUCACAGUUUCUGCUAAACCGAACACCACUUUGCCACUUGCUUUUCCGUAUUUUAGUGGGAAAAUUGAAACUGUAGCUGUUACAGAAGAUGAGAAGGUGGUACCCGUGGUGCGGAUGGCGGACAUUGGAGCUGCUCCUUUCACUCCGACGCCAAUUUCUAUUUUGUCUCUCUCAGUGGCGACAAAAUCACGAAAAAAGUAUAAACCACCGCAACCUACCAUAAAGACGAAUUCAACCACCGGUGGUUCCGAGCAGAUGUGCCCUGGAAGUAGCGACAGUGAUAACACCCAGGGUUCUCGACCAAGUGUGCUGAAUCCCUUGGAACAGGAUGAUGAAAUGCCAGCUGAGAAGGAGAAAGUGGAAGGCUCGAGUUCUGCUAGUAGUCGGCCUAAACGACAUUCAGUUGGUGAAACUCUGGAUUGUUUAGCCCAGGACUCUUCUCUUUCCUCAACGCAGGUUGCUGUUUCAAGUCUUAAAUCUUCAAACAUGGACAGCGAUGUUGAUACAGCACUCGUUGAUGAGUUACAAGCAGAGAACUCGAGACCCGAAGCUUUUGGAACUGAAGCCGGUGCUCUGCCUAUUCCGGAAGAUUCAAUAAGAAUUUCAGAUGGUCCGGAGGCUCAAAAUUUGAUGGAUCCAGUGCAUACUAAAUCAAGCCACCGCUCAACUUCCACAGACGAUGUGAGCAGUGUUGAAGAGAGAGAGCAGAUUUCUGAAAUAGAGAAGAUAGGUUCUGGCACGAGGCCGAAGAGGUGUCCCAUACCGAUGAGAUCUCAUGGAACUGGAAAAGUAAGAAAUCUCUCACUUGUGGACAGUGCUGUUACCACUUCUACUUCAAAACACUCUCCAACGUUGUUAAAUGUUCGGCGAUCGUCACGUUGUCAUACCCUUUCGACAAAAUUACGUGAUUUUGAGCAUGAAGUGAAAGGCAGCGAACCCUGGAAACCGUCGAAGCGUGUGGAUCCGAAUUCUGCUCUGAGCAUAUUGCGAAGAGUAUCAAAGUACACUCGCCCACCUAGGUCUCCAUCGCCACAGCCAUCGACAGUGCUAGUGUCUGAUAUUCAAGAUGUUAAACCAUUGUUAACUGCUCAUCCUGUUGUCAUUCCAUCGGAUGAGAACGUCACCGAAGACUUAAAGCGAAGUGUUCAAGUAGAACAAAGCGAUGCUGCAGAUGUAAUUGGAAUGAAGAGGGAACUAGUAACAAAUGACACGCCCUCAGAGAACGUCGAUUCUGUUGCGCCGUUGAAAUCACCUACGUCAUCUAAUGAGUUUGACAGCCAUACACGGAACGAAACCGUUGUUUCUCAGACAACUAGCACAGGAAGUGCUGCAUCGUCAUCAUUAGCGCAAGCUGGUCGAAUCUCUUCUCGAGCAGUUCGUCCGUCUUCCCGUUUCGUGAAUGCUGAUUUUGUUUCACCGUUACUGGACAGGAAAUUGAGUCGCUUGACAUCUAAUAGUUCCGAAUCGGUUUCUCACGCUAGCACUGCAGUGGAAUGCUCUGUCGAAGAUAACAGCAACGCAAAGCCUGACAAUAACGAAGUCAAUGACAACCAGAAGACAAGUGAUUGCAAAGAGGCUGAUGAUUUGUCAACCGAUACCGUUCAGCCCGGGCCGUCAAAACCUCUACCUGGCAAUGUACCACUACACUCUAUGGAAACCCGCAGACGUUCUAAGAGUAAGAAAACCCAUGGCGUGAAAAUCAAGUUGAAAAUAUUUAACUUUGGAAACUUUCCUCGCGUUCGCGUUGUUGAAGAUACCAGCAGUAGCAAAGUAGAAGAGGAGGUCGCUGUAUUUACUCCUGAACCUACACUCAAGAAGAAAGCUUCAGUGAAGAAGUAUACUUCUCCGUGGUCUCACUACAUACCAUCCAUAAAGCCAGUACUCGGCAACAUUUACUAUGGUGAUGGAACCGUUGAAAAGCUGGGUGUUUCUGUUAACGCGGUAAUGGAUCGUUUGCUAGCAGAAGUUUGUCAAGAUGGCAUUACUCGUCACUCUGCUAUUGUAAACAAACGAGAGAAGAGAAAAAGAAUGGAGCCGUUUCAUCAGCAUGAGCUUGCCUUACGAGCUCGAAGUGGAAAGCAUACCCUGCUACAGAAAGACUUUCACUACCCAUCACUGAAACGUGGGUCGAAAGCUGAGAUUAGAAAACACGAAGAGCUUCGUCGCCAGCGUUCUCGGAAAGUGAUGAGUCAAUUAGCUGAGUCGACACGUCAAAGCGAAGAGAAAUCCAACCUUUCACGAUUUGGCUCCGCCCAUCCUUCAGGAAAAUAUGAUUUUCGCUCUAAACCCCGAGAUCUUUCUCCUGUGGACCGCGAAAAAGAAGAGCGAUUGCGAUUAGAAGAACAACAGCGUGAAAAACAGAGAAGGCUCACCAUGCCGAUUUCCUUCAACACAUUUCUCUCGUCGAAGACAUCUGUCCUAACAGCUCAACCUCUCUUGCAGCCGCAAAGAUCAAGCAAUCGAGCUCCCAUUCCUGAUCACUUCUAUCGAGAAUUAUUAUGUGAAUAUAGUGGUGCACGCGAACCGGUUGAAGAUUCAUGGAACGACUUCGAUAUGGAUGUUGACGACGGUAUCGAUGUUACUACUAUAGAAGCCGUACACAUACCAAAGUUGGACGAUUACGUUGCACCUCCUGUUUUGGAUCAAAGCGCCGAACCUGUUGCGAUCGCCGUUGAGAAGAUGCUUAUGAGGCCUAGCCUGUAUGCUGAAGAAGACGGCAUAUCCUAUUUGCAUGAAAGAGCUCUGGAGCAGCCGGAACUACGUCGUAACCUCUUGUUAAUGGCUACUGAAUGUAUUUCCGCUCUGCAUAUAGCCCAACUGUCAGCCGUUGGUCGUGAAGCAGCCGUAGUCGUGUACAACGUGGUUACUUUUCAAGCUAGUAAAAUGCGAGAUGUCAUAUGUAUGUUCAGUAAGAACUGUCAAGUGAAGUCAAUUGUUCGCAGUACACAGAACGAUUCGAAUCCUUGGCCCGAAAUUACUCGUAUUGUUGGAAAAUAUGUGGAGUCUAACGUUAUAGAGCCCGAUGCAGCUGACUUAGAUCGAACUAUUGUGCAAGCUUCUCUCUCUGACGUUGUGUUCGUAUUAGUGGCCCCUAGUAUUUCCAUUGGAGACUUCUCUGUGAGAGAUCGUCACUACGAUCCCGUGUUCAGGUGGCUGCGUGAAAUCGGUAACCCUGGAUCCGUCUUGGUACGCGUAAAAAUAGAUGAAACAUCCUCGACUACGAUAAGUGACGUAUUUUUCACCGCUGUCAACAUUAUUUCUACUGUCGUUACUAAAAUGGUUAGAGACUACAGACAGAAACGAGUUGUACUUGUUGGUUGGGGUACUACUUGCUGCUUUAAUCAUGUGGUUUUGAACUCAGUUCCUGGUGUUUCGGCAAUAAUCGAUCUCGGAUAUCCGCUGUUAACAAUAGAUGGUCCUCGAGGGGAGCCUGACGAUGAUAUUUUGCUCACCUACUGUCCUACUCUUUUCGUAGUUGGUGCACAAGCAUGCGACUACCAUCCUGGUUUUAUGAAAAUGAUGCGUUCUAACAUGAUAACUGGCAACGAGAAACCCGUGAAAUCCACAGAAGAACGUUUGUUACUAUUGGGUAAUUUUAAGGAGCCUCGUCCACCAGCAAAGAGUGGUAAGGUUGAUUUCUUAUUCUACGCUAAGUAUUUUCUCUAG